Molecule: messenger RNA, 1091 nt
Organism: Folsomia candida
Lineage: Eukaryota; Metazoa; Arthropoda; Collembola; Entomobryomorpha; Isotomidae
Product: putative methyltransferase DDB_G0268948
Exons: 6
Coding region: 154-987 (277 amino acids)
Molecular function (GO): S-adenosylmethionine-dependent methyltransferase activity
Source: RefSeq, a predicted model, not a curated record
AAAUGAUGAACGAGAAUGAGAUGAGACGAAUAUUUCAUCUCGUUUAUUGUAAAAAAAUCAUUAUAUCACAUUGUACAAUUUUCUGAACCAUAUAAUAUCCGCUGUACUACUUUGGCUGUCUCACUGGAUGUGCAGCCAAGUUGAGGGAAGAUUAUGUCGUCGUUUCGCCAAUUUGAAGAACCAGAUCAUGCUUUGCUCUACAAGAACUACAGGGAAAAACCACCAGCUCGUUUGAUCGAAAGAAUAGUUGAGUUUUUACGCGAAAAGUAUACAGGGCCCCUAAAGCAAGCAGUGGAUUUAGGAUGCGGUUCUGGCCAAUGCACGUUUCUCCUUUCAAAAUAUUUUGAAACAGUUCUGGGGACAGAUAUCAGCCAAGCACAAAUUAGUCAAGCCCUACAAGGAACCGCGGAGGAAGAAUGCAACAACGUCAAUUUCUGCGUUUCGCCGGCCGAGACCAUAGCGUUGGAGGAUCAUAGCGUACAACUAAUCACGGCCUGUGUGGCUGCUCAUUGGUUUGAUUUGGACAAGGUAUACGAAGAAGGACGCCGAGUGCUGUGUGAUGGGGGUGUGAUGGCUUUCCUUUGCAUGGAUUACCUUAUUGUUGAGAUUGGGGAUGACUUGGAACGAAAUCAACAAUUUUUAAAGAUUAUGCAAGAUGUUCACAAAAUUAUGGAUCCCUAUUUUGCUCCACCUGCUGCUCUAGCCUUCAACAAAUAUCGCGAUAUUACCAUUCCUUACAGUGAUCUGACACGUGAGUAUGACUAUGAGAUUGGUGUGACCACAAAUCUUUCUAAAAUUUUGGGAGCCAUCAAAAGCUAUUCAGCAUUUCAAACAUUCUGUAAGGUCAAAGGUGAAGACGAAGGGAAGAAACUUAUGCAAGAUAUAAAAGACAGAUUUCUGAAAAUCGCUACCAUUCCUAAUGAUGACCCUGAUGCCAACGUGCUCACACUGAAACGCCGAUAUUUUGUAGUUAUGGCUCGGGUUUAAGCAAUAACACAACCCAUCUAUCCUAAAUUGAAUAAAGAUGCGUAUUCAUAUUUAUUCAGUGUUUAUUUGUUGGUCAAAUAAAGGCAAAAGUGCAACGAUACAUA